Xiphophorus hellerii (green swordtail) is the source of this 4801-nucleotide messenger RNA. It is a transcript of the gene eml4, whose product is annotated as EMAP like 4. NCBI's taxonomy places the organism in Eukaryota, Metazoa, Chordata, Actinopteri, Cyprinodontiformes, Poeciliidae. Bases 324 to 3257 code for a protein of 977 amino acids. The record is from RefSeq and is a predicted model, not a curated record. Gene Ontology annotation, cellular component: mitotic spindle. Gene Ontology annotation, molecular function: microtubule binding. Gene Ontology annotation, biological process: microtubule cytoskeleton organization. The transcript is spliced from 24 exons.
CCUACGCUCGGCUAUCCUCGGCUCCUUUCGGCUCCUCUCCAGCCACAGCAGCCAGUCGGAAACGCGCAGCAGCGUCGCGGCUCCGCGGCUCGUCUUGCUUUUCUCCCCGCCGUCCAGCCCUCCGGUGCGGCUCUCCCCUCCAGCCCGCAGCCCAGCGGCGGAUCCUCGGCCUCUGUGACGGCCGGCCACGGCGCGCAGCGCGGCGGAGCCUGAACCCUUUCCGGCUCUCCUCCUCCGCGGCGGAAAACCCCGGACGGAGGCCCGCGGUGUGCGCUCCUCCUCCCGCAGGCCUUCGGCCCGGACUCCCGCCUUUCUGCUGGAAAAUGGACGGCUUCACCGGAAGUUUGGAUGACAGCAUGUCGGCGACCAGCGUCUCCGACGUCAACGACCGUCUGUCUGCGCUGGAGCUGCGCGUCCAGCAGCAGGAAGACGAGCUGACGGUGAUGAAGGCGGCGCUCGCCGACGUGCUGCGCCGCCUCGCCGCGUCUGAGGAUUCUGGGGCCAACAGGAAGCAGCACGGAGCCAAAGGCAGCGCCGCCAUGCGCGAAGCCUCGUCUCUGUCCUGCAUCGCCAACGGCGGCACGCCCGGACGCAAGAGAGACUCCGCCUCCGUCACCAGGAAGGAGACGGUGUCUUCGGCCGCCAAGAGUGGCUCAGAGAAGAAGAAGGAGGCGAGCGGUCAGCGCUCCCACAUGGAGGAGAUCCAGGAGCAUGAGGAAGCUCCGCCCCUAAAGGAGCCGUCACCCAAUCACUCGUCCCCCAUCCUGUCCCACCCCCCCCAGAGGUCGGCCCCGCCCCCUGACUUCGCCAAAGGCCACGCCCCUAAAAGAGGUCCCAGCGUAAAGCGGUCUUCAGGAAUGGAGCGAUCCCAGAGCAGCAACUGGGAUUCAGCAGAGAAGAACCGGAACAAGCUGGUGAAGGCAGCAUCUACCUCCAAGCUGCUGGCCAAAGUGGUGAAGAACGCAGACAAGCACAAAGACCCGGUGGUCAGCCAAGCCAAAAUGUCGACCCGAGAGAAAAACAGCCUCGCUGAGGGAAACUCUAUCAAGAUGUUCAUGCGAGGUCGACCAAUCACCAUGUUCAUCCCUUCAGACGUGGAGAACUACGACGACGUCCGGGCCGAGCUUCCUCCAGAACGACUCAAGCUGGAAUGGGUGUACGGGUACCGCGGUCGGGACUGCCGGGCCAACGUCUACCUGCUUCCCACUGGAGAGAUCGUCUACUUCAUCGCGUCCGUGGCGGUUCUGUUCAGCUACGAGGAACGGACCCAGAGGCAUUACCUCGGACACACCGACUGCAUCAAGUGUCUGGCCAUCCAUCCGGACAAGAUUCGGAUCGCCACCGGACAGAUCGCCGGAGUGGACAAAGACGGACGGGCGCUGCAGCCUCAUGUCCGGGUCUGGGACAGCGUCAGCCUGUCCACCCUGCAGGUCAUCGGUUUGGGAACCUUUGAACGCGGCGUCGGGUCUCUGGCGUUCUCCAAAGCGGACUCGGGUCAGCACCUGAGCGUCAUCGAUGACUGCAACGACCACAUGUUGACGGUUUGGGACUGGCAGAAGAAGUCCAAGAUCGCAGAGAUCAAGACGACCACCGACGUGGUUCUGGCCGUGGAGUUCCACCCGACCGACCCGAACACGAUCGUUACCUGUGGGAAGUUCCACAUCUUCUUCUGGGCCUGGAACGGGAACUCACUGCUGCGCAAGCAGGGACUCUUCGGGAGUCACGACCGGCCCAAGUUCAUCCAGUGCCUGACCUUCCGGAGCAACGGCGACAUCGUGACCGGAGACUCGUCCGGACAGCUGCUAGUCUGGACCCGGAACUCUGCCGAGGCGCCCACGGGCAAGGCGCCGCAAGCCUUCCAGAUGAGGACCGACCUGCGGCCAAUCGAAGCUCAUGAGAAAGGAGUUUUCUGCAUGUGCGACAUGCGGAGCGGCUUGCUGCUGACCGGAGGAGGAAAAGACCGCAGGAUCGUCCUGUGGGACCAGCAGCUGCAGCUUGACCGCGACAUCGAGGUCCCGGAUCAGUACGGGAACAUCCGGGCGCUGGCGGAGGGAAAGGGGGACGAGUUCCUGGUCGGGACGUCCAGAAACUUUGUCCUCAGAGGGACCUUCAACGACGGCUUCCAGGUGGAGGUCCAGGGACACACGGACGAGCUGUGGGGUCUGGCCGCCCACCCCAGCAGGGAGCAGUUCCUGACCUGCGCUCAGGACCAGAUGGUUUGUCUCUGGAACUCUCUGGAUCACAGCCUGCAGUGGAGCCGCACUCUGGAGGAACACGGACACUGUGCAGAGUUCCAUCCCAGUGGAGCUGUAGUUGUCAUAGGAACGCACUCCGGAAGGUGGUUUGUUCUGGACGCCGAGAGCAAAGAUCUGGUCGGGAUCCACUCGGACGGCAACGAGCAACUGUCGGUUCUGCGUUUCUCAGUCGAUGGCAGCAUGCUGGCCGUGGGGUCUCAUGAUAACUUCAUCUACCUGUACAGCGUGUGGGAGCAGGGCCGCAGGUACAGCCGCUACGGGAAAUGCUCGGGUCAUUCCAGCUACAUCACACACCUGGACUGGUCACCUGAUAACAAGUUCAUCAUGUCCAACUCUGGGGACUACGAGAUCCUCUACUGGGACAUCCAGAAUGGCUGCCAGCUGAUCCGGAACCGCUCUGAGUGCAAAGACAUCGACUGGGCCACCUACACCUGCGUGCUGGGAUACCACGUGUUUGGCGUCUGGCCCGAAGGUUCUGAUGGUACCGACAUCAACGCUCUGGUGAGGUCCCACAACAGGAAGGUGAUCGCGCUGGCGGACGACUUCUGCAAGGUUCACCUGUUCGCCUACCCCUGCUCCAGAUUCAAGGCGCCCAGCCACAAGUACAGCGCCCACAGCAGUCACGUGACCAACGUCAGCUUCCUGCACAGCGACAGCCACCUGAUCUCCACGGGCGGGAAGGACACCAGCGUCAUGCAGUGGCGGCUCGUCAGGAAGCUGGUCGACGCCCCCAAGCCCGCCGCGCGCCGACCCAACACGGCCGGCGACCCUGCUGGAGACACGGCCGGCGCAAACGCAGCCGGCGAAGCGGCCGCCACGCAGCCUCUGGCCGGACCCGACCCGGCCGCCACCGAGAACCCGGACCCAUCGAACCGGGUUGCCGCAGAAGGAACCCCGCCCCCCUCGGACAGCACGCUGAGCCUGAAGGACAGCCUGGAGACGAGCGACGACACGGCGACGCCGAGCGACGAGGGCCUGCCUCCCCUCACUCCGCCCUCCUAGAGGGGGCGUGGCCUCUUCCAGGUCAGGUGUCUCUGUUGUUGCUCCUGACGCCGUCAGGGUCGCCGACCGCCAAGCACCUGUUCGUGCCCGACCAUUUCAGGACCGCUGUCAGGAAUUCGACGGGAAACCCACAGAAACUGUCUGGACGUCUUCAGGCGUCGGCCAUCUUCCCAGAAACGCUCCAGAAUCUGAUCCAGAACCUUCCAGGUCUCCUCCGAUCCGCCACAGGAAGUCACCUGAUCUGCUCACUCAGGGCAGGUGAACACUAGGGCUGCACCGACUGCACAUUUCUGUCCAAUCUUUGAAAAAACAAUUGUUUUUGUUUGAAACGGCGACAAAUAUAGAAAGUCGCUGAGUUGGUAACGGGGGCGACUAUUGCAAACACCUGGCUGGGCGGGGCUAACUGGGUGGGCGGGGCUAACAGUCUCACUGCAGAGGAAAUGAGGACAGUGGUUGAUUUUUAGACCUUUACAGAGAAAAAUAAGAUCAGCUUCACAAAUAUCGGCCAAUCAGUGAUCUUUGAAAUGUAAGAAAUCUGCGCCAGUAAAUCAGUUAGUUGUUUUUUCACAUUAUAUUUAUUGAAUUUUAUAACAUAAAACAAGUGGCAGUGAUAUAUUUGACGUAGGGUUCUCAUUAAACAAGUCAGUCCUCAAAGUAAAUAAACAUAAAUAAUAAAGAAACAACAAAAAACAACUCAGCAAUAUCAGAAAACAGAAAUAAAAACCCAAAAGCGUUAUUGCAGCAAUCUGCACCGGUCUCUUCAUUUCCUUUGUAGUGUUUCAGAAACUUGCUCAACGGCGACCAGCUUUCUUCAGGAUUCAUUUCCUUUCCUCUGACAACAUAAGUGAGUCGCUCCAGAGCCACACAUGAUGUCAUGUCCUUCAUCAUUGUGGUUUGACGAUAUGUCCAUUUUUUUUUAAUCUUCUGGCCUGCAGGCGUCUAAAGUCAAUGAAUUUUAACUGUCUGGAGCUGAAAACACCGUUCUCUGGAUAAAUACCUAAAACACACAUUUUAGCCUCAGCAGGUACAGUCACUCCAACAAUCUUUGACAAAGUUUACAUAACUGAGUUCCAGAAUUGCUGUAAUUUUGGACCCUCCCAUACACAGUGAAAAAGAGCAACACUUCCUGCAGCUGUCUGGGAUUAUUGGCCCAGCGAUUCCGUUAGUCUGGAGUUAUUUAUCUACGUUCUCAUCAACCACUGGCAUUAAAGGAGUUUCAUCCUUGUUUUAAUUGACUUCUAAGCACGAUGCGCCCUCGGUUAACACAGGAUACCUGACACACCUGUGAUGACCUCAUCCAACAUUUCAGCCCUUUUCUGUCCCAAAGAGCCACCUGUUAUCCUCCCGUCUGCCACAGGGGGCAGCAGGGAGCUGAAGGGAGGAAUUUGUCAAACGACAAUAAUUUUUCCCAAAUAAACAGUCUGAUUUUCCUCCAGUGAGACGAGUUGACCUCGAAGUUAAACAGGAAGUCUUUGGUUUUACAGGAAGUUUGAGGAUCAGAGGAAACCUGGAAGAUUUCAGUUUUGUUUCUAACUUUGCUUAAA